Messenger RNA from Columba livia (rock pigeon), 3698 nucleotides. It is a transcript of the gene HMX1, whose product is annotated as H6 family homeobox 1. The transcript is spliced from 2 exons. Bases 334 to 1173 code for a protein of 279 amino acids. Gene Ontology annotation, biological process: regulation of transcription by RNA polymerase II; negative regulation of DNA-templated transcription. Lineage: Eukaryota; Metazoa; Chordata; Aves; Columbiformes; Columbidae. The record is from RefSeq and is a predicted model, not a curated record. Gene Ontology annotation, molecular function: RNA polymerase II transcription regulatory region sequence-specific DNA binding; DNA-binding transcription factor activity, RNA polymerase II-specific. Gene Ontology annotation, cellular component: nucleus.
GUCCAGCGUUUAACUCGCAUGACAUUUUUAUUUCGUUAUUAUCGUUUUCACGCAGAAUCUGGCGCCUCCGAUGGGUUGUCGGCUUGCUGCUUUUUUUUUUUUUUUUUUUCCUUCCCCGCUCCCUUCCUCUCCUCCCCCUCCCCCUCCCCUCCUAGCUUGCAGGAAAUGAUGGCAAACCGCGAUCUGAAAUGAUUACUCCGGAAAAAAAACCUUUUAUACCAGGAGAGCAUCCACGGGGCUAGGCAGAGGCAGGAGGCGGCCGCGGGGCAGCGGGGAGCCGAGGAGCCAGCCGCCGGCGGAGCCGGGACACCUCUUACACAGCUCUCUCCGACGAUGCCGGACGAAGCCACAGAAAACGCCGGCUCCACCUCCGCCCGCGUCUCGUCCUUCUUUAUCGAGGACCUGCUGGGCUCCGAGGGCACGGCGGGCGGCGGUGCGCGGCGGGAGACGGCGGGCAGCGGCGGGCGCGGGGGUCCGCGCUGCGGGCCGCGCUCACCGCUGCGUCUCGGCGCCCCGGGCUGCCCCCUCCGCGACGCCGCCGUCGGCUGGUACCGCCGAGCGCACGCCGCUUUCCUGGGCUGCACCAGCCCCGACACCAGCGACCGGGACUCGCCCGAGCUGCCCGAAGAGCCGGCGGAGCGGGCAGGCGGCGGCGGGCGGGCGGCGGCACGGGGACCGGCGAACGGGCGGCCGGGACCGGGAAGCCGUGAGGAAGAGGAGGAGCGCGGCGAGGAGCCGGGGGAGCCGGAGCAACGCGCCGCCGGCCGCAAGAAAAAGACGCGCACGGUGUUCAGCCGCAGCCAGGUAUUCCAGCUGGAGUCCACCUUCGACGUGAAGCGCUACCUGAGCAGCUCGGAGCGGGCCGGGCUGGCCGCCUCACUGCACCUCACCGAGACACAGGUGAAGAUCUGGUUCCAGAACCGCCGCAACAAGUGGAAGCGGCAGCUGGCCGCCGACCUGGAGGCGGCCAACCUGUCCCACGCCGCCCAAAGGAUAGUGCGGGUCCCCAUUUUGUACCACGAGAACUCGCCGGCGAGCGCCUUGGGCUUCAGCCUGCCCCCUCACGUGUCGCCGCCCUUGGUGGGCUUCUCCAGCGGCGUCAGCUAUCCCCUGGGCACCUUUCCUGCUGCCUCCCUCCCUUUCCUACGGUCGCAGAUGACAGGACUCGUCUGAGCGUCACACCUGUGCCGGGACUGUGGCACCCUCGCCCCCUCCCCCAGCUUCCAGCUCCACCCCCUUGCUCCUCGGACUUUUUAUUUCCAACUUACACGUUUCACUAUUUUCUGCUUUUUUUUUUUUUUUUUUUUUUUUUUUUUUUUUUUUUAACGUGCAAUAAACUUGCUUUUGGGGUUAACUCGGAGCGACGCGCAGCAGCCGGAGGGAACCGAAAGGUUGGCAAGGACCCCAGUCAUGAGCCGGGAGCGGGUCAGCGAGGCUCCCCCCGCCGCGCAUCCAAAGAAAAUGCGACCCCGUAGCAGCGGCAAAGGCCCCACCGCCGCCUCCGCCCCGGGGUGACACAGAGCGGCGUUUUCCGGGCAGCAGCAGUCCCCCAGGUCCCUUCCCCUUCUCCCUCCCGCAGAGCUGUCGAGCGUGGGACGAAUGUACGGAACCACUGGGGCAAGGGGCCCUUCCCGGCCCCGCCGCCCCCGCUCCACGGCAGGCGAAACCUUCGGGACCCCACUACGGACCAGGGACCUUUCCCGGCACCCCACUGCCCCAGGCCAGCGUUCCUGACGGGGAAACUUUCGUUUUCCCCACUGCUUUCCGCGCAGAGCGGAGGGCCCUGCGGAUCCCCGCCUCCAGCCGCUUCUCCAGGUUCCUUUGUUUUAGCCACUUAAUUCCUACAGAUUCCGCCCCCUCCAUUGUUACUCUCAUUUUCAUACGAUCGAUACCCAAGCAUGUGCUGAUGCCCCCUGGUCCUUCUCGAUGCAGGCUUUUUGAUUUGAAACAACUUGAAGGCAUAUUGUUGGAAUGAAUUCGUGCCGCUGAAGUCAGAGCUGUGAGGAUUUUGUUUCUUUGUUUUCAUUUUAUUUCCCUGACAAACUAUCGCCUAAAACACACGGUUAAUUAUACAUAUAUAUAUCAUUCAACGUGCUCUAUUUUACCAGUGGAUUUGCCACUUAUUUCAGUCCCCUGAGGAGGCUGAAGAAAACGCACCUCGGCUUGUCCGUCUCUUACGGGAUCGGUUUGUGUAAUCGAUUAAUAGUUCUCACUGGCAAUUAAAAAGGAAGGGAAAAAAAUCAGAUGGCAACAGACUGGGGAAUCGUAUGACGAGUUAUGCAAGCUAACCUGUAAUGUGAUAUUAUAUGAAGUAUUAUGCAUGCCAAGCUAUUUUUUUCCUUUAAUAACUGUUGAGUUUCCCACUGCUAAAAUGAAUAUCAGGUCCAUCAUUGUUUUUAAAGGUUUGAAUUUCUUUUUCCUAAUACUAAGGGGGUAAUGACUUUCUAAAACUCAGCCUUAGUGGAAGGUCAAGUUUUGAUCGUACGUUUUAGGGCAUAAUCAGAUGCAAUUGAACCGACCAACUCGGAAAACUCGGUUUUCCCGCAGGGAAAGCCGGAUCCUGGAUCUGUUGGGGUAUGUGCAUGCGGAUCAGUCCCCAGUGAAGGAAGAGCCAUCUAAUUUUUACUGUUUCUUACGCUUUGAAUAAUAUUUGGAACAAUCUCACGAUUUCUUGUUAUGAAAUCGAUUGGCGAGAUGCGGCGGAUACGAUGCAGCUUUGAUACGAAACCAGAGGAGAAGGGUCAGGGGUGGAUUAUAACCUCUCCAUCGCCUUUUUUUUUUUUUUUUCUUUUUCUUCUUUGGCCUGAAACACGGCUCUGGGCUCCAGCCUGCACGGUUGAAGUCAGGAAGCUGAAAGCCUCGAAAUCAGUUGAGAAUUAAUUAAAUAAAUACAUAUUCCGGGUUCCUGAGAAAAGUGCUAACUUGCGGGGAUGCUUGUUUCGAACUGAGUCCUGUUUCUGGGACCUUUUUUUCUCAGCUGCUCUUUGCAUAUCCGUCAAACACCUGGGUCUGGAGCGAAAACUUCUAAAGCCUGGUCCCAGAGCAGUGUAAGGACUGGGGAGCGGUGGGGUUGGGGUGUCGGUGCCGCUUCCCGGGACGGGACCUCCGGCCGCUAUGAAAGCGGCUGGGCUGGACUUCUGCCUUUUUGGGGCGAUAUUUCUCCCUCGAGGCGCAAACACUUGAUUUGAUACCGUUUAUUGCCUGGCUGCCCCUGCAAGAAAGUGGUCAGAGCGUUUCCCCCCUCCACUCUCCAGCUGCCCAGAUAUCCCAGUAUUACCUACUGGAGUAAAAUCCCGACUCACUACAGUCAUAUCAGAGUAGAUUGUAAUCCAACGCAAAAUUUAACACGCCUGUCACUCUCCACAUGCCUUUUAUUUGGAGUAACAUAUGAGAUUAUUAUACUUCUGAUUCUACUAAAUAUUCUUUUCUUGAAGUUAAGGAACUGGCAGGGCUAAAUGAUCAAUCGGAUUUUUAAAAUGUGUUUUGACAUUAGUUUGUUUGUUUGUUUUUUAAAGACGUGCUGAUUAUAUCAAUAAACAGAUUUUUUUCAUACACUGUAUUUGUAACUUAUGAUCAUAGUAAAAUAUUAAAAGGUGCAAGACGUGAAUUAAUCUAAGAAAAAAGUGCUUAAUUAUGCCUUAUUCUGUACAUGCAGGAAGUGCUUUAUAGUGGCUUAUUAAAAGUAUGUGCUGAAAGUA